This is a messenger RNA of Metarhizium album ARSEF 1941, 1545 nucleotides long. Its product is annotated as Flavin-binding monooxygenase-like family protein. The coding region runs from base 1 to 1545 and encodes 514 amino acids. The record is from RefSeq and is a predicted model, not a curated record. Gene Ontology annotation, molecular function: oxidoreductase activity. NCBI's taxonomy places the organism in Eukaryota, Fungi, Ascomycota, Sordariomycetes, Hypocreales, Clavicipitaceae. The transcript has 2 exons.
AUGACGGCCAGGUCGCAGCGUGCCAACCCGCUGCUCAACCCGCUCCUCUUUCUCUACCAGCUCAUCCAAUGGACCAUCAACUACGCCCUCUCGCCCAGCCCGCCCAAGUCGGAGGCCGAGCUGUCGAGGCCCAAGAUUGCCGUUGUGGGAGCGGGCAUCACGGGCAUCACGGCCGCUGCCCACUGCGUCGGCCACGGCUUCGACGUGACCAUCUUCGAGGCCGGGCCCAAGGAGCAACUGGGUGGAAUUUGGAGCAGAGUCAACGACACGUCCGCCCUUCAAAUCCACUCCGUCAUGUAUAGAUUCCACCCUUCGGUCAAGUGGGAGCGCGGGUACCCCGACCGUGAGCAGAUCCUGCAGCAAGCCACGCAGCUCUGGAAGCGAUACAACCUCCAGGGCAAGACCAGGUUCGACUUCAGCGUUCGCAAGGCCUACCGGGACGACCGCGCCCGCUGGAUCAUCAACGACCCGUCCAACGGCCGCUUCGACGGCCUGGUCGCCGCCGUCGGGACCUGCGGCGACGUCAAGAUGCCGAACCUGCCCGGCCUGGACUCGUUCCGCGGCGAGGUCUACCACUCUAGCCAGCUGGGCGGGAAAGACGUAAAGGGAAAGAGGCUCGUCGUCGUCGGAGGCGGCGCGUCGGCCGUCGAGGCGCUCGAGUUCGCAGCCAGGGCCGACGCCGCCAGCAUCUCCAUCCUCUCGCGGUCCGAGAAGUGGAUCAUCCCGCGAAACAUUGUCGUCGACACCCUCCUGUCCUUCAACAUCUUUGGCCAGGAGACCUUCCUCUCCUUCAUCCCCGAGUUCCUCCUGCGCAGGCUCUUCUACCGCGACCUCGAGGACAUUGCGCCCCCGCGCGACAAGGGCCUGUUCAUGGACACGCCCAUGGUCAACUCGGACAUUAUGCACAAGCUGCGCGACGGCAGUGCCGCCUGGAUCCGCGGCGACAUCGACGCCGUCGUCGACAGGGGCGUCCGCGUGAACCGCCGCGCGAGGGGGGUCCCCAAGGGCGGCCCGGGCCACCUCGAGGUCGUCGACGCCGACGUCAUCGUCAUGGCCACCGGCUUCAAGCGACCCUCGCUGUCCUUCCUCCCGGACGACUGCUUCGCCGACCCCUACCAGCCGCCCCACUGGUACCUCCAGACCUUUCCGCCCGCCCAUCCCUCCGUCUCGGCCAUCAACUGCACCUACGUCUCGGCCAUUGGGUCCGUCGGCAACUGGCACAUUGGCAUCUACACCCGCAUCCUGCUCAUGUUCCUCGUCGACCCGCUGACCCGGCCCAGCCCCUUUUGGAUGCGCCGCUGGAUCGACAUGACGCGCCUGCUCAAGAGGUCCAGCCCUACCGGAGCCUUUGACUUCUUCACCUACCUCGAGCUGGUGUGGUGGUUCGUCUUUUGCGUCACCAUCAAUCCGUUCCGCUGGAAGUGGGCCGUCUUUGUCUUUCUCGGCAUCGGCAUCGACUUGCCCAAGGCCUUUGUCGAGCGGGAGAAGAAGUUCUUGAAUGGCGUCAGGGGAUAUGAAAACAGAGAUGCCGGCAGUAGCUUGUGA